This is a messenger RNA of Pan troglodytes (chimpanzee), 1325 nucleotides long. RefSeq lists its product as uncharacterized. The transcript has a single exon. The record is from RefSeq and is a predicted model, not a curated record. Bases 137 to 1252 code for a protein of 371 amino acids. NCBI's taxonomy places the organism in Eukaryota, Metazoa, Chordata, Mammalia, Primates, Hominidae.
AGUUCAUCUUCUCGGAGCUGCUGUCCAACCUGUACUCGCGUGGGAACGAGAAGACACUCGUGGAGUAGUUGGCAGAGCAGGCAGUCCAAGGAGUUCAUCUUCUCAGCGCUGCUCUCCAACCUGUACUCACGUGGGAAUGAGCAGACACUCCUGGAGGAGUCGGCAGAGCAGGGAGACCAAGGAAUUCAUCUUCUCAGAGCUGCUGUCCAACCUGUGCUCGCGUGGGAAUGAGAAGACACUCCUGGAGGAGUCGGCAGAGCAGGCACAGUGGCGCGACGAGAUGCUGCUUCUCAGAGCUGCUGUCCAACUUGUACUCGCGUGGGAACGAGAAGACACUCUUGGAGGAGUUGGCAGAGCAGGCAGACCAAGGAGUGCAUCUUCUCAGAGCUGCUGUCCAAUCUGUACUCGCGUGGGAAUGAGAAGACUCUCCUGGAGGAUUCGGCAGAGCAGGCAGACCAAGGAGUUCAUCUUCUCGGAGCUACUGUCCAACAUGUACUCGCAUGGGAAUGAGAAGACACUCCUGGAGGAGUCGGCAGAGCAGGCAGACCAAGGAAUUCAUCUUCUCGCAGCUGCUGUCCCACCUGCACUGGCGUGGGAACCAGAAGACACUCGUGGGGGAGUCGACAGAGCAGGCAGACCAAGGAGUUCAUCUUCUCAGAGCUGCUGUCCAACCUGUACUCGCGUGGGACGGAGCAGACACUCCUGGAGGAGUCGGCAAAGCAGGCAGACCAAGGAAUUCAUCUUCUCGGAGCUGCUGUCCCACCUGCACUCGCGUGGGAACCAGAAGACACUCGUGGAGGAGUCGGCAGAGCAGGCAGACCAAGGAGUUCAUCUUCUCAUCGCUGCUGUCCAACCUGUACUCCCGUGGGAACGAGCAGACCCUCCUGGAGGAGUCGGCAGAGCAGGCAGACCAAGGAAUUCAUCUUCUCGGAGCUGGUGUCCAACCUGUACUCGCGUGGGAAUGAGUACACCCUCUGCAGGAGUCGGCAGAGCAGGCACACCAAGGAGUUCAUCUUGUCGGAGCUGCUGUCGAACCUGUACUCGCGUGGGAACGAGAAGACACUCCAGGAGGAGUCGACAGAGUAGGCAGACCAAGGAGUUCAUCUUCUCGGAGCUGCUGUCCAACCUGUACUCGCGUGGGAAUGAGAAGACACUCCUGGAGGAGUCGACAGAGCAGGCCGACCAAGGAGUUCAUCUUCUCGGAGCUGCUGUCCAACCUGUACUCGCGUGGGAACGAGUAGUCACUCCUUGAGGAGUCGACAGAGCAGGCCGACCAAGGAGUUCAUCUUGUCAGAGCUGCUGUCCAACCUGUACUCGCGUGGAAA